Messenger RNA from Austrofundulus limnaeus, 3793 nucleotides. It is a transcript of the gene slc25a29l, whose product is annotated as solute carrier family 25 member 29-like. Lineage: Eukaryota; Metazoa; Chordata; Actinopteri; Cyprinodontiformes; Rivulidae. Gene Ontology annotation, molecular function: high-affinity L-arginine transmembrane transporter activity. The record is from RefSeq and is a predicted model, not a curated record. Gene Ontology annotation, biological process: mitochondrial L-ornithine transmembrane transport. The coding region runs from base 1508 to 2278 and encodes 256 amino acids. Gene Ontology annotation, cellular component: mitochondrion. The transcript has 3 exons.
CGGGGUCACGCGGUUUACAUCGUUGUUGCACAUAAGCCGGCGAGGACCACAGCGAUAACAGUGUUGAUUUUGACGGUGGACGGAUCAACCAGCAYCAAUUAUAGCCCGCUUUUAACCUGGCAGCAGCCAAUGGGUGUGGGGGGCGGACAGGAGGACCGACCAGGGGUGUUGUCUUCUUACCAGUGCUGCUGGUGUUUUGGUUGGACAUCCAUUUGACACUGUAAAGGUGGGUGUCUGCUUCUUCCCGUCGCUCGUACACUCUUGCCUCACUCAUUUGGUGUUGAAAAYUAGAAAGUCAGACUACGUCAUAGGCAGUCCGAAUUUGAAUCAAGGUAAUCUGAUUGUACACAAUUUCACAGAGAAUAAAAGGGCUUCGCUUGAGCCAUUUUGGACUAUCUUUAGGAUAGUAUGUGAUGUUUGACUAACUUAAUUUGCUGUUUUUUGUAGAUAAAUAAUUUUAAACGGUCUCUACAUURUUUUAUUGUUUGCAGACUGAAGUUAUGCAUAUGCUUCAACUUUUCAGAUAUUUUGAUGAUGACGAUAAGGUGCACCCAUUAUCUCGCAUUUUUUCUUGAAGUGAUCAUUUGUCAUUGGAUUAAAUGGAGACAUUUCCUUAAGUCAGCUCAGUAACACUCCCUAUUCCAAUGCACUCAUCAGUUAUCUUUAUCCACAAAGUUAUAAAAUGUCUUAGGCUUUAUUCUGUCAUUUUUUUAGUGUUAAAGUAAAAACACAACCAAGUUUCUGCACUAAAUUAUGGGUUUGUGUGGUUUAAACAUUAAAACAUUUCUGUACAUGCAUAUGAAUAUUGUUUUUUUAAGCCUGUAACCUGUAAAAACACAAAAAUUCUGCAGAAAGUUUAUUCUAAAAAUCAAAGUCAUGGUGUUAGACAGAUGGCAAGGUGAAAACUUUAGUUCUUGAUAAUUGUGUGAAUUUAUUGCAUCUGCUUUAGAGGCACACACAGAUGGUGAAUGGUUUGUAGUACUUUUAUACCUUGCUUUUAAUGUCAUUUCUCCCUGAGCCGGUGUCUGCUCGGGGCUGGGGGCGGCUGUCUUUAACAGCUACAGUGUCACUGUGUUGUAGAUGAGAGAGAGAAAUAAACAACCUCUCCACGGAUAUGUGACCUAGUAAGUAUGGUCAAGGUCUUUCUUUCUCUCACCCAAAUGUCCUGUCUUGAGUUAUAGAAGUAUAAAGUGAAGAAGACAUUUUGCUUUACACAAGUUGAUGCUCGGUUAAUAUAUUGUUUUCUUUUCUCCCACAUGUUGCACCCCAUAAGCAUUUUUUUACCCCAAAAGAAAUUAUUUAAAAAAAGGCUUGCUUAUUUCACUGUAAACAUGUAUUAAAGUAUUUGCUUUGUAUGUACUGUGGCCACUUUAGGCCUCAACAUUCCUUUAUGUGAAUUUGACAUGAGUACCAUCCUCCACAGGUGAGGCUUCAGGUUCAAAAUGUGGACAAACCUCUGUACCGUGGGACGUUUCACUGCUUUCAGUCAAUCAUACGCCAGGAAUCGAUGCUGGGUUUGUAUAAGGGUAUCGGCUCUCCCAUGAUGGGGCUGACGUUCAUCAACGCCAUUGUUUUUGGUGUCCAAGGCAACGCCAUGCGACACCUUGGCCGCGACACACCGCUCAACCAGUUCCUGGCUGGAGCCGCAGCCGGAGCCAUCCAGUGCGUCAUCUGUUGCCCGAUGGAGCUAGCCAAGACGCGCAUGCAGAUGCAAGGGACUGGAGAGAAGAAGUCUAAGAAGAAGAUGUACAAGAACUCCCUGGACUGCCUGGUGAGGAUCUAUAACAAGGAGGGAUUCAGAGGGAUCAACCGUGGCAUGGUGACCACCCUGCUGCGCGAGACGCCGGGCUUUGGCGUGUACUUCCUCGCGUACGAUGUGCUGACGCGCUCGUUGGGCUGUGAGCCUGAAGACCCCUACAUGAUCCCAAAGCUGCUGUUUGCCGGUGGGAUGUCAGGCAUCGCGUCCUGGCUCUCCACCUACCCRGUGGAUGUGAUCAAGUCGCGUCUGCAGGCAGACGGUUUAGGGGGCGUUAAUAAAUACAGCAGCAUAAUGGACUGUGUCCGACAGAGUUUGCAGAAYGAAGGGUGGAGAGUUUUCACUCGUGGACUCACGUCCACGUUGCUCCGUGCGUUUCCGGUGAACGCCACCACGUUUGCCACGGUGACUUUGUUUUUAAUGUACAUGCGACAGGGAGAGGAAUGUAGCAUCCAGAACUCUGAGCCUCAGUGUGUUCAGCUGCAGCCUCUGCAGCAACAGACACAACCAACUAGCAUGUAAGACACUGUGCAGCAGUCGUCAGUAGAUCAUUGUUAAAUCCAGGUCUGUGAUCUGUUGACUGCUGUUUAUAAUGACGAACUGCUGACUGUUCUGUURAGAUGGAGCUUCAGCCACUUGUGCUGUAGAAAAGAAAAUAUAUAUUUUAAGCCAAAAGCUGCUUUGUAUAUAUAUAUGUUUUCUUUUGAACCCGAUACUUUUUGUACAUAUGGUGACUUUUGGUAUAUUAGCAAACUUGAAUGUUACACGUCCCUAAAAUGCACAGUCAAAGAKGUACUACUGUAGCUUCAGGUUGUAAUGGAGUCAUUUGUGAUAAACUAGUGGCCAGUAUUUAAAAUGUUCUUGGUUACCAAAAAAAAUAUACAAAUUUGACCAUAUCCCUUCAUCUAUCCUGCUCCCCUUUGAUUGGAGUCAUUUAUAAAUGUACAUUUAUGCUUUUUGUUGUUGACCAAAGCUGUUCACCUCCAUUUGAACGCUUCUCAGCACAUUGAAGUAAUGGUUACACAUAAAGAGGCAGUAWCAAAUUUCUGAAAUGAAUGUUGUACUUUAUAUAUUUAAAAAAUAAUAYUUGUAGGGAUUCAAAGUAAAACUGUAGCUGCUGUUUAACGUUUUAAUGUCACAAGGUUAUGUUUUCACUUCACAUUAAAACUAACAGGCUCUGUYAUGUAAGUGUAUAAUUUAGAUAAAGAAAAUGUAGUUUAAUGUAUUAUAAAGUUGCAUGUUAGGCAGAGUACUGCUGUUGGCAUCAUACAGUGUCUAUAAAAAGCACCUUAAUAGUAUGUUAACCACAAGUAUGGUUGAAACUAUGAUAGUGGUCAAUCAGGUUUUAUAUAUUGUAUUUCCUUCUCAGGCAACAUUUUAUUUAAAUGUUGAACUAAUGAGUUGGCUUGUCAAAAUUGGGAUUUUAAAAAUCCCACAUAUGUAUUUUAAACCUGCUUCCUGUCACCUUAUUUGGGCACAAUGUUUGUGGAGCUCCACAAGUGGGCAGCAUCAGACCAAUAAUGUGAACUAAUCUGCGCCACCUAGAGGCAGAGGAAGUAGUUACUAGUGUCCUGCCACAGCUGGAGGUUCUACAGUACUUUAAAGCUUGUUUUUUUUAAAGGAUUUUUGUGAUUACAGCCUAAAUAAAGUAAAUAUUAAAAUAUAUAUUUACAUUUGACACAUUAGUAAUGAUGCAAGAAGGCAGAAGCUGAAACUUGCUCUGCACUUUAUGGUAACUCCUCCAGGUGAAGAUGUGCAGAUCUGACACUGGAGUUGCACAAAUGUUAUAAAUGUACAUAAUGUGAAUCAAACAUUUUUUUUGUUCUUUAUAGUUUUUAAAUUAACUAUAUUUUCAAUAUUUCUCCCCCAGAUUUUUCUAAUUUGUUUGUCUCUAUAGGUGGAUGUGUCAUUUGACAUAUUUUGAAUUGUGCUGCUUUUAAACACUGUUGUUUCUGUGCUCAACUGUAUAAAAUCUUGCACCAAAGUAGUACAUCUACAUGUUAAGAUCACUCAAAUAAAAUGCUUUGGUUUUGAUUA